AUGCGUGAGGGGCGAUUGAGCGGCCGGGCUCGCCCUCGAGCUCACGACAGUCGCGGUUUACAGCAUGGGAGCUACACAAUUAAGAUGGACGCAUUCAACCUAGGGCACGAACAUCCUGUGGAUCAGCAGCCCGAUGUCCGGGCGUUUGCCAGGGUAUGCGUCCUUUUCUUCAUGAGCCUCGCCGUGAUCGUAUACCACUUCUCCCUAGAUUUGCCGGAUAGCACGCCGGCAAUAGAGGUGCGCCAAACACCGGCCGUGAAGUUUAACGACAUGUCCGUGACCUCCCUCAAGAUAUACGUCCACCCGGCGCUCACGCUGCCCAGGACCAGCUUCCAGUUAGCGGGCAUGGCAGACAAGAUCAACGUGGAACCAUCGAGGAUACUCGGCAUCGAAAAGCAAACCACGCUGCGUUGGGAAAGGGAUGCGGAAAACGCGCUCAACCUGUCGCCCUCGAACACCUUGUACGGGCUAACGAGCAUAUACACGCACAUGGAGAAAGAAGGGGAGAUGUUUACGGGCAUUCUGCGCAUGCCGCUGUCGGUAUGCAGACAUUCGUACUACUCCUGGACCUGCCAGAACAGCGAAAAGCACGCUGCGUACGACAGCUCCUACUGCGUGGUAGUGCUGCAGUCGGAUUCGCUGCAAACUAUACUCGACACGGCGCGAGAUGCUGCGCAAACAGAGCAAAUUGAAUUAAAAGAGCCGUAUGUAAAGGGCACGUUCUGCGGAAACCCGAUGCUGCAGCGCAUCGCGGCGGGACCGGACUCGGUGUACCUGCUCAAUAGCAAGAAGGAAAGCCAGGAGCCGGAAAGGGACUACCUCCUGUGCAGAUUCAACAUCGAGCAUGGGGAGCUAUCGCAGUGCAUAGACGUUGGAACGAAGAAAUAUUCCCUCGGCAUGGCGCUUGCGCUGAUGUAUUCCCCAAUGGUGGAUACCGUCGCAACCGUACAGUACCAAGAUACGGACACGCUCAAACUCGUCACAUUCGACGGGCAGCAGCUCAACACCAAAGCAAUACUCAAGCAGCUGCCCUCUGCCAGCGGUUAG
Molecule: messenger RNA, 1047 nt
Organism: Babesia ovata
Lineage: Eukaryota; Apicomplexa; Aconoidasida; Piroplasmida; Babesiidae
Exons: 3
Coding region: 1-1047 (348 amino acids)
Source: RefSeq, a predicted model, not a curated record